This is a messenger RNA of Schizophyllum commune H4-8, 2748 nucleotides long. Its product is annotated as OPT-domain-containing protein. Gene Ontology annotation, biological process: transmembrane transport. Gene Ontology annotation, molecular function: oligopeptide transmembrane transporter activity. The coding region runs from base 1 to 2748 and encodes 915 amino acids. The transcript has 9 exons. NCBI's taxonomy places the organism in Eukaryota, Fungi, Basidiomycota, Agaricomycetes, Agaricales, Schizophyllaceae. The record is from RefSeq and is a predicted model, not a curated record.
AUGACCCAGUACGACCCCGAUCAAGCCGUGCGCGACCACGCCCUCGGUGAAGCCGUCAUCAUCCCCUACGACGGCCCCAUCACCACCUCCCCCAACGCCCCGCCCAAGGCCUCCCGCCCCGAUGUGCCAGAGGACAUCGACGACAUGCUCGAGCACUUGAACGACCCUAAUUACGACCUCCGCCGCUCGUUCUUCAGCAGCAGCGUCGCGUCGGUGGACUUUGAGCUGGGUCUGCGCGAUGCGAGGGGUGGCUUGCAUGCGCGGCCGGGCGCGGUCGCGGCGUUCGAUCCGAAUGCGGCGAGUGGGAGUGGUGGUGCGAGCGCGAGCGGGGCGCAGUGGGGUGCUGGCAGCAGCAAGCCGGAGGGAAAGUGGACUGGGUCGGAUUCCGAGUAUGAGAGCGACCGGUAUUCGACGGAUCGGGCGGAGUCGAGGAAUUCGACGGACAUCGAGUUCGAUGACGAGUCGCCAUACCCAGAAGUACGCGCAUCCGUCGCGAGUACCGAUAUUCCCACUAUGCCCGUGAACACCUUCCGUAUGUGGUUUCUGGGCCUGCUGGCAACCAUCGUCGUUGCAGGACUCAAUCAGCUCUACGAAAUGCGCUACCCCAACCUUUACAUCACUGGCAUCGUCGUACAGCUCUUGACUCUCCCUCUUGGCAAGGCGCUCCAGUACAUCCUCCCAACCUACAUCUUCGUCGUGCCCUACCCUUGGGUCGGCCUCACUUGGGGCGCUCCUCGGGAAGAUGGUGUGGAUCGCACGGACGAGAAGGCGCCAGGCGUGGAUGAAUAUCCUUCUGACGUGAAGUCUGGCCUCAAGAAGUACCUCUCCGCCCCCCGCCUCACCUGUGGCGUCUCGAACUGGCGCUUCACGCUCAACCCGGGGCCAUUCACGAUCAAAGAGCACGUCUGCAUCACGGUUAUGGCCAACAUUGUGUCCAGCGGGGUGUACGCCAACGACGUGAUUGCAAGCCAGAAGUUCUUCUACGAACAGGAGGUUAGCUAUGCGUACCAGUACUGCAUCGCCCUCGGCACCCAGCUCGUCGGCUUCUCCAUCGGCGGCCUCCUCCGCCCGCUCGUCGUCUGGCCCACCUCGAUGAUCUGGCCAGGCGCGCUCGUCAACUCCGCCCUCUUCAACACCCUGCACAAGAACUACGGGCAGCGCGAGGGGCGCCACAUGUCCCGCGAGCGCUUCUUCCUCUACGUCUUCGUGGGCAGCUUCCUGUGGUACUGGGUGCCCGGCUUCUUCUUCACGGGCCUGAGCGUGUUCAACUGGGUGUGCUGGAUUGCGCCGCAGAACCAGGCGGUGAAUGCGCUGUUUGGGACGCAGUCGGGCUUGGGGAUGAGCUUUUGGUCGUUCGAUUGGAGUAUGAUUGCGUAUGUGGGGAGUCCGCUGGUGACGCCGUGGUGGACGGAGUUGAAUGUCGUGGCGGCGCUCGUGAUCAUCAUGUGGGGAGUUGUGCCGGCGAUGUACUUCACCAACACCUGGCAGACGGGCUACUUCCCCAUCAACUCCUCCAAGUCCUUUGACAAUACUGCGUCGAAGUACGAUCCGAGCGCUAUCCUGACUGGGCUGCGCUUCGACGAGGAGAAGUACAACAACUACUCCCGCCUCUACAUGCCGGCGACGCUCGCCAUCGCCUACGGCAUGCAGUUCGCCGCCCUUACCGCGGUGUUCGUGCAUACUUUCCUCUGGUUCCGCCGCGACAUCGCCCGCCGCUGGCGCUCCUCCCUUCGCGACGAGCGCGACGUGCACUCGCGCCUCAUGUCCGUCUACCCCGAGGUCAAGCAGACCUGGUACAUCGGCGUCGGCCUCAUCUCCCUCGUCUUCCUCUUCGUCGGCGUCGAGAUUGGCGCAACGCAGCUGCCCAUCUGGGCGACCCUGAUCGCGUGUGCGCUCGCGGCGGUGCUGGCGGUCCCGGUCGCGAUGCUGCAGGCGAUCACGAACCAGACGGUGCCGCUGCAGGUGUUCGACGAGCUGGUGGUGGGGUAUAUGUUGCCGGGGAUGCCGAUUGCGAAUAUGGUGUUCAAGUGCGUGGCGCACAUUGGGACCAGUCAGGCGGUGUCGUUUGCUGGGGAUCUGAAGUUAGGCCACUAUAUGAAGGUCCCGCCCCGUGUCAUGUUCAAGGUCCAGUGCGUCGCUGCCGCCGUAGGCACCGUCGUCUCCGUCGCCGUCCAAGACUGGGUCUAUAAUAAUAUCCCCGACGUCUGCACGGACGAACAGAGCAACGGCUACACCUGCACCUCCUCCCGCACCUUCGCCACCGCCUCCCUCAUCUGGGGCGGCGUCGGCCCGCAGCGCAUGUUCUCCCCAGGCGCGCCCUACUCCGGCCUCCUCUGGUUCUUCCUCAUCGGCGGCGUCCUCCCCAUCCCCUUCUACUUCCUCGCGCGCCGCUACCCGCUCUCCUUCUGGCGCUACAUCAACAUCCCCGUGUUCUUCGCGGGCGUGGGCGCGAUGCCGCCCGCGACGGGGUCGAACUUUGCGAGCUGGGCGCUCGUGGGCUUCGUCUUCAACUACUUCAUUAGGAAGUAUAGGACGGGCUUCUGGAUGCGGUACAACUACAUCAUCAGCGCGGGGCUGGAUGCUGGUGUGGCGGUCGCGAUGGUCAUCGUGUUCUUCUCGGUGCAGCUGCCGAAGGGCGGCACCAUCGAGCUGGAUUGGUGGGGGAAUUCCGGCUGGGCAAACACUAUGGACGCGGAUGGCGCCGCUCGACUAGAGCUUGCAGACGGCGAGACCAUUCCUUCCUGGUAG